UUGUGGAUAGCCGUUGAUUUCGGCAAUAGUUCGGGAACCAGAGUACUUCUCGAGCAUGGAGCCGAUACAGAUCUUCCAUAUAAAGAUACAUUGAUGCAUUUAGCAGUCCAAAAGAAGAAAUUUGAGACAGUUCUCGUUUUACUUGAAUUCGAAGAUGUUCAAGUUGACAAAAAAGAUAGUGUCGGUCGCACGCCAUUGUCAUACGCGGUGGAAAAAGGGGGGAAAUCUAUUGUGAAAGCACUACUAGACUCUGGGAAGGUAGAUGUCAACAGAAAAGACAAAAAAGGCCGAACGCCUCUAUCUUAUUGCACCUCAAGCAAUGUGGCAACUCUUCUACUCAACACGCACAAGGUUGAUGUCAAUUCGAAAGAUAAUCAGGGCAGAAAACCGGUUUGGUACGCUACUAAAACUAAGAAUCAGAAGCUGAUUGAGCUGCUACGACAACACGGUGCAAGGAAAGUUUGA
Molecule: messenger RNA, 465 nt
Organism: Trichoderma harzianum CBS 226.95
Lineage: Eukaryota; Fungi; Ascomycota; Sordariomycetes; Hypocreales; Hypocreaceae
Exons: 1
Cellular component (GO): cytoplasm; nucleus
Molecular function (GO): protein binding
Source: RefSeq, a predicted model, not a curated record